This is a messenger RNA of Protopolystoma xenopodis, 573 nucleotides long. Lineage: Eukaryota; Metazoa; Platyhelminthes; Monogenea; Polystomatidea; Polystomatidae. The record is from the annotation of a GenBank genome assembly.
AUGGCUAAGCGCAACGCUAGCAUUGCUUCUUCGCACAUUAGUGCUGUUGCUAGAGUGGACUUUUCCCCAAAAUUGGCCCUUUUUCAUGAUGGCUGCACCACAUUCGGAAGACUGUCCAGACUGGCGCCAGGAUCGGCUGCUCAAGAAAAACCCUGCAGAUUCGUACGCAGAAUGCGGCUGGCAGUUCAAGCAAAUGAGAUGAGCCCACAAUUUCUGCAAUUAGAUUGGCCUCGUUUCUGGACACUGUCUCGGCUCUCAGGCUUCGCAGCCAAUCCGCCCAGCCGAGCCUCGAUUCGCGCGGCCUCGCCCGUGAAACUCGACUCAGUCCAGCCCAGACUAUCGAUCGGAGAUCCGACCAGCUGGCUCGCCUAUCUGCUCUUCACUAGUGAGUUUGAGCACACCCGCACACCGGCACACACUCUAGUGAGGCUGGAAUCUGUGUGGCCUGAUCGCGAACAGCCACGAUCGAUCGGUGCAUUCAAAGGGCCACCCAAUCAGCAGGACUGGAAAGUGAGGAUAGAGCGCUCUCGCCUCGCGGCCGCCAUUAGCCCGACAGGAUUGGCGUCCCUUUAG